AUGUCCCUCCUGUCGAAUGCCAUCGACGACAUGAAGAGAUCUAUGAAGAAUAGCGCCACAGCUCAACGAGUGGUCGGAUUUCAAUACAGAAAUAUGAAACGAUCGAUACUUCACUACAAAACUGUCUUGAAGGAGAAGGAAGAGCGUAUUGGCGUGAUCGAGCGGGAGCAAGAGGCCCUUUUGUCCGAAAACUACGAACUGCAUGAACGCCUCGCCAAAGCUCAAUCAGAAAUCCAUACUCUUCAACGUUCCCAAUCUCAGCAUCCAUCUCAAGUCACACCUCAAUCCAACCCUCAGCACUAUCCUGUGUCAGAUCAAUCACAGAUACAGCCAGAGAUGCACCGGUAUUCGCCUCAGGGAGCUUUCCACGGACCUCACUCAAUGGCGCCGUUGCCUACAGUGCAAGAGGAGGACUUUGGUGUUUCGUGGAAUGCGGGCGAAGAUGGAUAUCAUAAGAAGCGUAGGGUGGAUUCUCUGGAUCAGCAGCCUCGAAGAUUCGUUCCGCCCACUCCGACCUCUGGCUCUUCCGAUAUUCAUCUCAACAGUCACUUCGUUCCGCACCUACAACCGCACCAUACGGCCUCGGCCAGGCCGCCUUCGCGAGCUUUCGUCCCUCCAGCUCCGAUGCGUCCUACACCAAUGCUUACUGCCGCCAACAGACCGCAGAGCACCAUGGACAUGCGACCGACACAAGGGAAUCUGGGUGGGGAUACUAGGCAGAAGCUCGAUGCGUACAGAUACGAUCCCACGAACCCUUCGCCUCCUCGCAGAAUGAAUUCACCCGAGAGACCAUCGACAGCAUUGCCAAGCUUGAGCUCAGCCAGCUCCAGACUGGACAUGAGACAGCCGACGAGUUUCGUGGAAAGGUUGAAGCAGAGCAACUCUUCUUUCCUCCAGCGUCCAGCAUCGACUCGGCCUACUCCUCUUUCGCGCCAAAAUCUCAACCUCGACGGGAUGGACGCUGGAGAUAAGCCCAGUAUUGCCAGGAUGAGGUCGGAGGUGCCGCAGGCGAGACCGAUGAGUGCCAUGAUGGGGAGGCAGGCGGGGCAGACGAGAAGGUUGGGGAAUCGAUUCUGA
Messenger RNA from Cryptococcus wingfieldii CBS 7118, 1077 nucleotides. RefSeq lists its product as hypothetical. The transcript has 6 exons. The record is from RefSeq and is a predicted model, not a curated record. The coding region runs from base 1 to 1077 and encodes 358 amino acids. NCBI's taxonomy places the organism in Eukaryota, Fungi, Basidiomycota, Tremellomycetes, Tremellales, Cryptococcaceae.